Molecule: messenger RNA, 2324 nt
Organism: Acipenser ruthenus (sterlet)
Lineage: Eukaryota; Metazoa; Chordata; Actinopteri; Acipenseriformes; Acipenseridae
Product: protein NipSnap homolog 1-like
Exons: 10
Coding region: 150-1010 (286 amino acids)
Cellular component (GO): mitochondrion
Source: RefSeq, a predicted model, not a curated record
GUUAUUAUUGCAAGGAUCGCGUCACCAAAGCGUGAGUAACCUUUGAGCAGGAACUAAACAUAGGGAUAUAGUGGCGGUCUGAAAAUACACAGGGAACGCUGCUCGACAAAAAAUAAAAAAGAAAGACAAUAAAAGGAAGAUUCUCGUUUAUGAUCUGCACGAUGGCAGCGGCGACGUGGUCUCUAAAGAUAUCGAAAUCCCAGCAGUUAUUGCUGUGCAGGUAUAGAUUAGGAUCAGCGAUCUACAGCAGCAGAGGUUGUUCCAGUGAGAGCAAGAAGGGCUGGCUCCAGUCUCUGUUUGUGCACAAGGUGGACCCCAGAAAAGAUGCCCACUCCAACCUGCUGUCAAAGAAAGAGAGCAGCAACCUCUACAAGAUACAGUUUCAUAACGUGAAGCCAGAGUGCCUGCAAGAAUACAACAGCUUAUCGGCAGAGGUUCAGAGCAGGCUGCACAGUGACCAGGACUAUCCCUGUGAGAUUGUGGGCAGCUGGAACACCUGGUAUGGGGAACAAGACCAGGCCGUGCACCUGUGGCGAUACUCUGGGGGUUACCCAGCCUUGACCAAGUCUUUAAACAUGCUUCGGGACAAUAAGGAGUACACAGAGUUUCGGAAGGAGAGGAGUAAGAUGCUGAUCUCACGCAGAAACCAGCUGCUCCUGGAGUUCAGUUUCUGGAACGAGCCUCUGCCCAGGGCGGGUCCCAAUAUCUACGAGCUCCGCACCUACAGACUGAAGCCAGGCACCAUGAUUGAGUGGGGGAACAACUGGGCUCGGGCGAUCCAGCAUCGGCAGGAGAACGAGGAGGCGGUGGGCGGUUUCUUUACCCAGAUAGGAGAUCUCUACCUGGUUCAUCAUCUCUGGGCUUACAAAGAUUUGCAGUCUAGAGCAGAGACAAGAAAUUCUGCUUGGCUGAAAGCCGGCUGGGAUGAAAAUGUGUACUACACAGUGCCCCUGAUUCGGAGCAUGGAAUCUAGAAUCAUGAUCCCUCUGAAGAACUCCCCUCUGCAGUAACAACAGCAAACCCCGCCCCCAGACCGGCUCCAUACAUUCCACUGUGUCAUUCUAAUCAAACGCAAACCCCGCCCCCAGACCGGCUCCACACAUUCCACUGUGUCAUUCUAAUCAAACACAAACCCCGCCCCCAGACCGGCUCCACACAUUCCACUGUGUCAUUCUAAUCAAACACAAACCCCGCCCCCAGACCGGCUCCACACAUUCCACUGUGUCAUUGUAAUCAAACACAAACCCCGCCCCCAGACCGGCUCCACACAUUCCACUGUGUCAUUCUAAUCAAACACAAACCCCGCCCCCAGACCGGCUCCACACAUUCCACUGUGUCAUUCUAAUCAAACACAAACCCCGCACCCAGACCAGCUCCACACAUUCCACUGUGUCAUUCUAAUCAAACACAAACCCCGCCCCCAGACCGGCUCCACACAUUCCACUGUGUCAUUCUAAUCAAACACAAACCCCGCCCCCAGACCGGCUCCACACAUUCCACUGUGUCAUUCUAAUCAAACACAAACCCCGCCCCCAGACCGGCUCCACACAUUCCACUGUGUCAUUGUAAUCAAACACAAACCCCGCCCCCAGACCGGCUCCACACAUUCCACUGUGUCAUUGUAAUCAAACACAAACCCCGCCCCCAGACCGGCUCCACACAUUCCACUGUGUCAUUCUAAUCAAACACAAACCCCGCCCCCAGACCGGCUCCACACAUUCCACUGUGUCAUUCUAAUCAAACACAAACCCCGCCCCCAGACCGGCUCCACACAUUCCACUGUGUCAUUCUAAUCAAACACAAACCCCGCCCCCAGACCGGCUCCACACAUUCCACUGUGUCAUUCUAAUCAAACGCAACUGUUUGGUUUUUCAAGUUCACUUACAACUACCACAUGGGUGUAUGUUUUAAAGACUUGGUGAAAUGCCACAGGUAGCUGCUCAUCUCAGAUUCUCUGUGUUGGCUCAGAUAAAACAGACUGUCUGCACUAGAAGACUGGCUGUAUCUCCUCUACGCUCCCCUGCCUCCAGAGCCCGCUCCUUCUCCACCCUCACCCUGCAGUGGUGGAAUGACCUUCCUACAGAUGUCAGGACUGCCCAGUCCCUGACCACCUUCCGGUGCCUCCUCAAGACUCACCUCUUCAGACAGCAUCUGUAGAACUCCUCUUUUCCCUCUGGACACUUUAUCACUCUUCCUUAAUGUGCUUUACUUACUGUAAAGUGCUUUAAGCACUUUAAUGUGCUUUAAUGUGCUUUAUCUGGGCUUUGCCUCUUGUAGAUUUUAUGUAAACUUUCCUUACUGUUGGAGUAAAAACACCAAUCACA